AUGUCAGUGAGAGGGAAUGGAGGGAGGGGACUGGGCGAGAGUGGCGCAAGGCGGCACAGUAAAGACCUCUGUGACAACCUUCGAGGCAUCACCAAACCUGCCAUUCGGCGUCUGGCUCGACGAGGUGGGGUCAAGCGUAUUUCUGGCCCAACCUACCAGGAAGAGCGCGGGGUGUUGCAGGUUUUCCUUGAGAAUGUCAUCCGGGAUUCAGUGACCUACACAGAACACGCGGAUCGCCAGACAGUGGCAGCUAUAGACGUGGUGCAUGCACUGAAACGCCAGGGGCGCGCCUUGUAUGGGUUCGGGGGUUGA
Molecule: messenger RNA, 312 nt
Organism: Amblyraja radiata (thorny skate)
Lineage: Eukaryota; Metazoa; Chordata; Chondrichthyes; Rajiformes; Rajidae
Product: histone H4-like
Exons: 1
Coding region: 1-312 (103 amino acids)
Molecular function (GO): DNA binding; structural constituent of chromatin; protein heterodimerization activity
Source: RefSeq, a predicted model, not a curated record